CGCGCUCUAUGAUAUCAAUAUUCGCUAUCAUCAGCUAUCAAGUCAGUCUCUCGAAGUCUCUUAGAAAAUGUGUUUCCAAGUGCGGAUAGUGAUUCACUGCCGGAUGACAGCUACUUGAUCUCAACUAGUGAUGCUACUUAAAGUAACUAUGGUUUUUCUACUGAGCCUUCCUUCCGCUUCUCUUUCUGAAAAUCAUACUUUUAACAAUACCGGGUUAAAGUACCCAAUAUGGCCAAUCGACAAUUGUACAUCGAUGUUCGCAACUUCUUCAGAAACAUGCAAGAAGGUAACACAGGAAAAGACCAGCUGCCACAUUUGCAAUGAUACAGGAUGUACUAUACACGUAGCAGUGCUGUUUCCAGAAGAUUCAGAAUACAUUUUAAAUCUGAAUAGGGCAGAAACAACUCUUCGUGAGGCAGUUGACGAUGUUAAACAUCUUGUCCCGAAUAUUGACUUUGAAUUUAGAGCUAUGAACGAUGGUUGCUUAUCCGAAAUCGCUCUCGGUCAAAUUAUCGAUGCGAAUGAAUGGUGCCCGCAUGUGAUAUUUGGUCAUACAUGCGAUUAUACUUUAGCAAGUGUUGGAAGGAUUGCCAAGAUUCUGGGCAAAUCUGGGGCGCCCCUGCUAUCACCUAGUGGAUUUACGUACGAUUUUACAUCAAUAAAAAAGGUAUCCAUGGAAGAUGAAUUUUAUCACCUCUUUAAUAUUGGCUCUGCUGGAUAUGCUUCGUUCGCCGAGUUCUUGCAUCUGAUAGCCGACAGUUAUGGAUGGAAGAGGUUCGCGCUCAUGUACCUCAGAAAUGAACUUAGCGAAAUUGCUGGCGAUCAGGCAUGUCACCUUUUGCAAUCUACUUUAAUAUUGGAAUUCUCAGCUAGUGAAAUUGACUAUCAAUCCGGUGACGUAGAAUUACUUAACAUCACAUACGACGCUCUAUUAAAAGAAAAAGUUGGAGUCAAUUACGGAAUUGUUUUAACUUGUGCCAGUCACAUGAAUAUUCGGAAUUUAGCAAUUCAAGCUGCUAAACUUGGGAUGAUGGACCAAGGAGAAUAUUUGUUUCUAAACUUUGCCCUUUACAACAAUGCACAUGAACCAGAUAAACCCUGGUACGAUCCAAACGACACGGAGGAAAAUAAUACGUUGGCCAAAAAAGGUUUCAGUUCAAUUCUAACAUUUUAUCCAUACAGAGAAACUGAUUUCGACAAAGUUAAAACCCAGUCAUUUAGAGGCUCCUUUUAUCUGGAUGAUAUUUACAACAGUAUGCUGAUGUAUGUUCAAGCGAUCGAAAACUUAACUUCAAAUGCAUCGGUAGACUCACUUAGGGGAUGUGAUAUUACUCGAUAUAUGAUGGGAAAAUCCUACCAAGGUUUAUAUGAUGAGGAGAUAUUGAUUAACUGCAAUGCCCAAAAGGUAGUCAAUUAUGCUUUGGUGGCACAAGACGAAAAUGGAAUAUCUAAAGUUAUAGGAGUAUAUUCUGCAGGAAACAAAACUGUAAUUAAAUGGGAUCCUGGCAACAUUACAUUUCCACCUGAUGUACCUGAAUGCGGAUAUGAUCUAUCAAAGUGUCCCACUUAUGAUAAAGUGAAUAUCCUAUUUAUAAGUCUGAUUAGCGUAAUAUGUGUCGGUUUACUAAUAGUUGCAACUGUGAUCUAUAGGCAUUAUAAAUUAAAAGCAGAGAUUUACUCGAGAGCAUGGAAAGUCAAUUACGACGAAAUAGCCUUUCUGUCAAAGGAAAGAAGAAGCAGCAUCCAUUCAAUUAUGCCCCUUAAGGAAAUGGAUGAAAUGAGCUUGGCGGGCGACAGCCAACUUUUCGCACAAAUCGGCUAUUAUAAAUCAAUAAGAGUCGCUAUUAAAAAAUUACCUGAUAUCAAAGUGAAUUUGAACCACAAACAAUUAUAUGAACUUAAAGUGAUGAAGGAUUUAUCCAAUGACAAUCUAGUGAAGUUCUACGGAGCAUGUAUAGACAGUCCGAAUAACUGUUUGCUCAUAGAGUAUUGUCCAAGAGGAAGUCUUCAAGACAUUUUAGAAAAUCCCCAGUACAAUUUAGAUUGGGCGUUUCGAAUGUCACUGAUUAUGGACGUUGCUAGAGGAAUGAACUAUCUUCAUGACAGCGAUGUUAAGUCUCAUGGUGCUCUAAAAUCAUCCAAUUGUUUGGUAGACAGUAGAUUUGUCCUGAAAAUAUGCGACUUUGGUCUGCAGUUUUUACGGGGCAAUGACAAAACUGAAGAUUCUGAUGAAAACACUUAUCAAUACUGGAGGCGAUUUCUUUGGACUGCCCCGGAACUCUUGCGAGAUAAAAAUCCUCCACCUGCGGGAACUCAGAAAGGAGAUGUUUAUUCAUUUGCCAUAAUCAUGGAAGAAAUAAUCAUGAGGGAAGGUGCCUUUUACUUGAAGGACUCGAUACUAGAACCUAAAGAGAUUAUCGAUAUAGUUCGUAAAGGAGCAGAUGCAAACGACGGAGUCCCUUUACGGCCUACAAUAUCUAGCGAAAAUGUCAAUGAGCAAGUUGAUGAAAUAACAUCUUUGAUCGAAAAGUGCUGGUCCGAAGAUCCUCAUGAGCGACCAGACUUUAGCACCCUUAAGGCCAAAUUGCGACAACUUAGCCGCAAAGAAAAUGAUAUGAACUUGCUGGAUAAUUUGCUAACUCGAAUGGAACAAUACGCGAACAACUUGGAAGCACUAGUCCAGGACCGUACGAAAGAUUAUCUCGAAGAAAAACGUAAAUGUGAAGAAGUGCUUUACCAGCUCCUACCAAAGAGUGUUGCCCAGCAACUUAUUAUGGGUGAAUCAGUCACAGCAGAGGCGUUUGAUUCUGUUACCAUCUACUUCAGUGACAUUGUCGGUUUUACUGCUCUAUCUGCCGAAAGUACUCCGUUGCAAGUUGUCGACUUGCUCAAUGAUCUUUAUGGGUUAUUUGAUUCGAGAGUUGAGCAUUACGAAGUUUACAAGGUGGAAACAAUUGGAGACGCUUACAUGGUUGUGUCAGGCCUUCCAGAAAGAAACGGUUUGAAACAUGCGUUCGAAAUUAGUCGCUUAGCUUUGGACCUUUUGGGUGCCAUCAAGCAAUUCAAGAUUCGUCACCGACCAGAGAGUCCACUACUUUUACGCAUUGGUCUACACAGUGGACCAGUGGUAGCUGGAGUUGUGGGACAUAAAAUGCCUCGUUAUUGCCUUUUUGGGGACACCGUCAAUACCGCUUCCAGAAUGGAACAGAAUGGACUGCCUUUGAAGAUUCAUAUUAGUGAAGCGACCAAAAAAAUAUUGGAUAAGGUUGGUCGAUUUGAUGUUGAACUACGCGGGGAAAUUGAGAUGAAGGGAAAGGGCAAAGUAGUGACGUAUUGGCUUAAAGGAGAAAACCCCAACAAUUUAUACUUAGGUGACGAUUGCUUAUCCCCGGUUGGGGUGGUGCCCCAAAGACCCAGUACACCGCGCCCUCGGAGUUCCUAUCAAGAUCCCCAAAAUCCCCACACAAAAGUGGUUGAUUUAAGACGAGUUAUUGAUGAAGUGGGUUUCGUUAAUGAAACCUCAAGACCGGCGAUAAUGAAUCAUAAAGAUAACGAAAGAGAUCAGCAGGUGCCCGAAAAUCCAAAUAUUUCUGCCAAAAAUCGCCGUGAUGAAACUGAGGUUCCGCUGCUUUCAAUCACGGAACCUCCUUUCGGGGCCAACGCGUAGACUUUUUCUCCAAAACAUGGAGAACUUUUAAAUGUCUUGUUGUAU
Molecule: messenger RNA, 3712 nt
Organism: Dendroctonus ponderosae (mountain pine beetle)
Lineage: Eukaryota; Metazoa; Arthropoda; Insecta; Coleoptera; Curculionidae
Product: atrial natriuretic peptide receptor 1
Exons: 15
Coding region: 131-3667 (1178 amino acids)
Biological process (GO): cGMP biosynthetic process; intracellular signal transduction; protein phosphorylation
Molecular function (GO): ATP binding; protein kinase activity; guanylate cyclase activity
Source: RefSeq, a predicted model, not a curated record